This is a messenger RNA of Cottoperca gobio, 1024 nucleotides long. RefSeq names its product colony stimulating factor 1b (macrophage) (gene csf1b). Bases 96 to 911 code for a protein of 271 amino acids. Gene Ontology annotation, cellular component: membrane. The transcript is spliced from 9 exons. The record is from RefSeq and is a predicted model, not a curated record. Lineage: Eukaryota; Metazoa; Chordata; Actinopteri; Perciformes; Bovichtidae. Gene Ontology annotation, molecular function: growth factor activity; cytokine activity.
UCUCUGGAGUGGAACUGAGUAUUUGAAAAGGAUAUCUUUGCUUCAAUGUGUGUGACAGAGGAGUCUGGUGUUUUCCAUUGUCAAACACGUACCAGAUGACCAUCCUUGUAUCAACCCUGAUUCAGAGCAAAGCUAAGUUGCAGGUAAAGUGUCUGUGUGUACUUAUGUUCCUGAGCUUCCCUCUGAUUAUGGCUGAGGUCCCGGGUCCAUGCAGACACUCCAUCACAAGGGAGCACCUGCUGACAGUCAGGCAUCUGAUGGAUAACCAGUUGAGAAGUGGGUGCACGAUAACCUACACAUUCAUAGAACGGAGAAGUUUGAGCAAAUGUUGCUUUGUGAAAGCUGCUUUACCCUGGAUCCUGGAGCUCCUCACCACCCACUUCAAAUAUAGUCGGGGUUCAGUCAAUGAUGGCUAUGUUCAGUCCCUGAGAGCUCUCAUCCUCAACAUCUACUCUCAGAAAUGUGUGCCUCAGAUUAAUGAGGAGGUUGAGGAUAAGCCAGAGAGUUUUGAGAUGUACUACAGUGGAUCUACUUCAGAGGCACUGCAGAGGGCUUCAGAGGUGCUGUCUGUUUACUGGGAGCUGGUGACAACGAGCGCCGCACCAGUAGACUGGAGAUGCCAGCACGAAUACACAGAAAUCUUUGGCUCUACUACAAAGCUAUACACAGAGUCAACUUCAGAACAUUUAACAGACAGUUAUGCUAGGAACUCGGUGAAGGCCUCGCAGAGAAGACCAGACAGAGACCUGUACAAGCUUGGCUUCAUCAUCGUCUCCAUCUUCGGAGGACUGCUGUUCAUUCUCACUCUCUAUUGUCUCAUUACACAAAAGAGAGCUCACACCCCUCACAGAUCAAGAUCAUAUACAAACUCAAGCAGAGACCUGCAGGACAUUGGGAUGGAGCAACAAUAAAGUAGUAAAGAGCACAUCGCUGCUGCAGCAGAAGGAGCACUUGUGAAGCUGCACAUUUUAUCCAUCCGAACAAGUUUUCAUAUCAGUAUUGUGUGUGUAAUGUAUCAUGCUGA